CAUGACUUCCGUUCAUUAUGUAAAUAGUAAAGAUGGCGGCUUCUUGUAUGCUGCGAGCCAUCCUCAGCCGAACUCUCAGCCGAUCCAGAUGUUCUGGAGGGGUCAGGUGGCCUUUGACCUCUGCUCGGGUUGUUUCUGAUGCGAGACGCCGCGCAGCAUGCUGGGAAGCUCAAAGCAGACGUCAAGACGGCACAAAAUACCACCGAAGAAGAGGAGGUUUGUGGGCGGCAGUCGCGUUCUCCCUGUUCAGCUCCACCAAUGAAGACCAGAGGGACGAAGCUCAGAGGAAGGAGGACGACAUCAUUCUGCUGCUGAAGAAAGCCAAGCUCAGCCUGCAUCGAGGAAACCUGCAGGCAGCUUCGUCCUUCUUCCACCAGGCGGCAGCACUGGCCCAGCAGACCCACAACGACCAGGCCGUCAUCUACACCUACAGCCAGAUGGCGAACCUGGCCUACAUUCAGGGUCAGCUGGACACUGCAGAGAAGCUCUUCAAAGCAGCCAUGAGCUACAUGCUGGCAGGAGGAACUCCAGAGGACGACAACGCUGUCAUUGAGAUGUCUCUGAAGCUGGCCACCAUUUAUGCUGAGCAGAACAAGGCGGAGCUGGCCGAACACGGUUUCAGGUUCUGUGUGGAAUCACUGGAGGCGAAACUGGAAAAGCACAAGAAGCAGCCAGACGACGAGAAGACAGAGGGGACAGGUGAGACAGAGCAGCAAGAAGCUCUAAGAAAAGACACUCGCCUUCUGCUGGGUUUGUGUUUGGACUCGCGAGCGCGGUACCGAGUCUCACGGAUGGAUCUGGACCUGGCUGGACACGACUACAGGAAAGCCCUGGACAUCUGCCACCAAGAGCAAGGACAGGAUCACCCACAGACUCUGGUCCUGAUGAGCGACUUGGCCACCAUCUUGGACCUGCAGGGUCGUCAUGACGACGCAUUGGUUCUGAUCCAGCAGGCGGUGGACCUUAGCAUCUCCGUGGAAAAUCCGGAUCACCACCUUCUGCUGGAGAACCUGGCAGGGAUCCUGAUGCACACAGGCCGGCUGAAUGACUCUGCCCGUUUCUAUCAGGAGGCUCUGGACCGGGCCCGGCAGGCGGGAGACCGGGCCGCGCUGGAGCGGAUCCAGGACGGGCUGGAGGAGCUGAGGAAGAGGAGGAGCCAGGCGACGAAGGACAAGCAGGACUGACCCGGUUCUGAUGACCUGUUCUGGGUCCAACAUGUGUCCCAUUGUUGUUUUCCAUCAUGUCUCCAGAACCUCCAGAACUUCUGACCCAUUACGUGGUUCUGUUUCGGAGCGGAUGCAGCUCUGUGUUUUUUGUGUGUGUGGGUGUGUGCAGAUUCCCACAGGUGAGUCGCCCUGCUGUGUUUACGGAGUGCGUCUCCGUGACGACAAUGAGGGGGCGGGGCUAAGAACAGCUGUGUGUUUUGACAACAUGAGUUUAAAUAAAUGAUGUUUGAUG
Gambusia affinis (western mosquitofish) is the source of this 1458-nucleotide messenger RNA. RefSeq names its product tetratricopeptide repeat domain 19 (gene ttc19). Bases 33 to 1184 code for a protein of 383 amino acids. Gene Ontology annotation, cellular component: mitochondrial inner membrane. The transcript has 11 exons. Lineage: Eukaryota; Metazoa; Chordata; Actinopteri; Cyprinodontiformes; Poeciliidae. Gene Ontology annotation, molecular function: protein binding. The record is from RefSeq and is a predicted model, not a curated record. Gene Ontology annotation, biological process: mitochondrial respiratory chain complex III assembly.